Pseudogymnoascus destructans is the source of this 2300-nucleotide messenger RNA. RefSeq lists its product as uncharacterized. Lineage: Eukaryota; Fungi; Ascomycota; Leotiomycetes; Thelebolales; Thelebolaceae. The record is from RefSeq and is a predicted model, not a curated record. Bases 786 to 2300 code for a protein of 504 amino acids. Gene Ontology annotation, molecular function: transmembrane transporter activity. The transcript has 3 exons. Gene Ontology annotation, biological process: transmembrane transport.
CUCUAGAAAAUAACAUGAGUAAGAAUAUCUAUGCUGACUGAUAUGUUAAAACCAACCACCUACAUACCGUCUUCUCUUCGGCCCACAACAACCGCAACAAAUACCAAGCGCGACAAAGAUAUCACCAUGCAUCCCCUAUUCUUCUACCUGCUUUUUUUCUCUCUCAUUCUCUCACUCAGCUCUUACACUCCCACCGCUAACCUACCUACCUAACCUACCUACCUAACCCCGUCACCGCCAACAAAGAAACGACGCGUCUGUGUCCCGUAAUACGCGGCACCGGAUACCCGCGCCGUUGCACAGCUAUAUCCGCCUGCGCCUGUGCUCUUGCGACAAGGCGAGUGCGGUGGCGAAAUGGGCGCGCUGCAUUAGACCCCCCUCCUACUCAUGGAUUUGGAAGAGGAACUAGGAGGGCGAUAGGUAGAAAGACUGGCGAAAUAUCGUUGAGAUAGAUGUGAGCACGAAAGGGCAGUUAGCCGGGAGAAAUUUACCUGGCCCUCCGCGGACAUCGGCACCCCCUGCCGACGGGGUCGAGGGGGUUAUUAUGUACGCGGGCAGAUUGGGUGGGCGAGCUACGACGCUGCAAGCUAACCUCCUUCAGGCCCCCCUCCCUCCCGCCGGAGAUGCGAGGCAGAGAGGCGAAUUGGGGAGAUGGGUUUUUAAUCCCGAUGUGGGGUCAAGGGGUAGGUAUAAGGGGGGGUGGUUGCGCUGUUGGAGGGGUUGUUUGAGGGGCAUACAGCUUUGAAUCAUCGCCACUUACCUACUUACCGAUUAAUUGUUUCGAGAUGAUACGAGAGUCUGCUGUUGUGGAUGAGAAGUGUGGUGAUGGUGGGGAUGGGGGGAGUAAGAGUGAGAUGGUGCAGGGGGAGCCGAUUCAACGCCCACCGAUACUACGACUAGCAGUAGGAGACUCACCGAUGAAAGACGCUUCUGCGAGUUAUCCAACAGACUCAACGACAGCAGAUUCGACAACCUCCUCUCUCUCCGCGGUUUCCAUCGCAAAAUGGUCUGCCGUGACGUGCACAUCUCCUACCAUAGACAGCCCCAGCGGCACAGCAGACAUCGAGCCACCACCCGACGGCGGGUACGGCUGGGUGUGCGUCCUCUCCUGUUUCUUAAUCAACGCCUUCAGCUGGGGUGUUGUAUCUUCCUACGGCGUAUACCUAGCCUACUACCUCUCCCACCCCCUCUUCCCCACCGCCACCCCAACCACCUACGCCCUCCUCGGCGGUCUCAACUUCGGCACCGCCACCCUCUCCGCCCCCCUCCUGACCAUCCUAACCCGUCGCUACGGUCCAGGGCGGUUAAUCCUCCUCGGCGCCUUCUUGCAAACACUCUCUCUAAUCCUCGCAUCCUUCGCUACGGAGACGUGGCAUCUCCACCUCACACAGGGGGUGUUGCUGGGGUUGGCGGUGGGAUGCGCGUAUAUCCCGUCUGUAGCGAUACUGCCACAGUGGUUUGAGGCAAGGAGGUCGAUAGCGGCGGGGAUUGCGGCGGCGGGGUCGGGGUUGGGGGGGGUGGUGUUUUCGUUUGCGACGCAGCCGUUGAUUGAUCGGUUUAGUCUGGCGUGGUCGUUACGCGCUAUAGCUGUUAUAUCGGGGAGUAUGUUGCUCGUCGCUGCGUUACUGCUACGCACGCGCAACGCCGCGAUUCAACCCAAACAACACGGAUUCGCGAUCCGGCUGCUAGCGCGUUACGAGGUUGUGUUGUUGCUGGGGUGGUCCUUCGCCAGUCUCGUCGGAUAUAUCGUCCUCCUCUUCAGCUUGUCGGAUUUUGCGCAAGCGAUAGGCAUGAGCCCCCACCGCGCCGCAGACAUAACAGGCCUCGUCAACGUCGGCACCGCGCUCGGCCGCCCCUUUGUAGGCGCAUUAAGCGAUAGAUGGGGACGCGUCGAGGUCGCGGGGGUGGUGACGGCGGUGUGUGGGGUGAGUGUGUUUGCGGUUUGGGUGCCGGCGGAGAUGGGGGGGGAGGGCGUGGUGAUGCUUUUUGCGGUGUUGGCGGGGGCAACGCUGGGGACAUUUUGGGUUGCGAUUGGGCCGUUGUGUGUUGAGGUUGUGGGGUUGGUGGAGUUGCCGGCGCUGUUGUCGUUGGCGUGGGUGGUUAUUGUUGUGCCUUGUACUGUCUCAGAGGUAAUAGCCCUCAAACUCCGGACCCGCGGCACGGCACACCCCUACAUCGGCCCGCAAGUCCUCGCCGGCACGGCAUACCUCGUGGCAGCGGGCAUCAUGCUCGAGCUAUGGCGCGUUCAUCGUCGGAAAGCGGGAAGGGCGGCGGCAGGGGUGGAUGUUGAAGAAGGGUGA